Aspergillus steynii IBT 23096 is the source of this 848-nucleotide messenger RNA. RefSeq lists its product as uncharacterized. The coding region runs from base 168 to 647 and encodes 159 amino acids. Lineage: Eukaryota; Fungi; Ascomycota; Eurotiomycetes; Eurotiales; Aspergillaceae. The transcript has a single exon. The record is from RefSeq and is a predicted model, not a curated record.
GAGAUUUGACGUUGACCAGGAUCGGGCGUCUCGGAUGACUUUUUGUCCCCUCCUUCUGGCCCCGACCUCGAGACCCUUGCAUUCCCACUUCUAUCGCAGUAAGCGCUGGUUCACGUUGCAAUGCGUAUCCAGGGCCGCAGUAGUCGCUUGGCGCGAAUCUCAUCUGGAUGAAAGGCGACGGAGAAUUAUUGACCCAGCCAAUUGGUGAGACGAAUGGAGGUCGGGGAGGCCGGGUUUGCGAUAGAGUAGGGCGAUGGAUAUGGAUGCUAGAAACGGUUAUAGGGUAUAGAUCACGGAUUGGUUGGGAGGAUAGGCCACAUACGAUUAUUCAGAGGUUCACAAAUACAAUGACUGGUUGUUUAUUGAACCUGCUGACUAUGAUUUGGUUUGACAUGGAGGAAAUCGAGGAGAUCGUAUACGGAGUACUCCGACUCCGUAUGCACCGUGCAAACAGGGCAACGCGGGCAAACAUGACAUACAUCUCGCGUGUCUUCCAUCUCGUCCUCGUCCAUCGUUUCUGCAGCAUCCGAAGACCAACGCGGUUCCGGCAAGUCCACCGAUCAGAUCCUCCCACUCGAUCCACUCCUGCUUUCUCCUAUCCGGAAACUUCAUCCAGAGACUUCGGGGUGGACUCCAUAUUGAUUUGAUUACCCACAACCCACAACUCUUCACCCUGACUAAUGGCAUACACGACAGUCCCAGUCAAAUUCAAUCCUCGUCGAUGACCACAUCCGCCGUCCAAACUAUCUGUUCAUGUCACCACGUCUGCCAUCCCUAGCGUCCUAGUCUAGGAUCGGCCGCAUUAGGAUUGGCGGGUCUCUCCACUUCCAUCCAUCGAUGAGUGGAUC